Messenger RNA from Adineta ricciae, 2562 nucleotides. Lineage: Eukaryota; Metazoa; Rotifera; Eurotatoria; Adinetida; Adinetidae. The record is from the annotation of a GenBank genome assembly.
AUGUUCUAUAAUGAGCAAAUGGAGUAUGACGAAGCAUUAUAUUGGGGCGAAAAAGCCCUUCAGAUAUGUCAAGAUGAUACGUUAAUGUUAGGAAGAAUCCUUUGUAAUAUUGGUCUUUCUCACGUGCAAAAGAAGAACACGAUCGAGGCUAUCAAGUAUCUUAGCAAAGCAGUUAAUAUUUUGGAAGGUUUACGACAUGAUCACUCAGGACUAGUGUCUGCUUAUUUGAAUUUGAGUAUAGCGUAUCAAGCACAAGAGAAUUAUUCAAAAUCAGAAGAAUAUCUUUACAGAAUUAUUAAUUUUAUUCGAAACUCACCCUCCAUCAACUAUUCUUCGCUUGCAAUGACCUAUAGUGAACUUGGAAAUUUAUAUUACUACCAAAAUAAGUAUGAUGCGGCAUUAGAAUAUAUGUUUAAAUGUCUUAACAUUCAACAAAGAAUACUUCCAUCGAAACAUAAAAAUUUAGCGAAUUCAUAUACUCGCCUCGGAUCAAUAUAUUUCAGUCAAUCAAAGUAUACAGAGGCAUACGAUUCAUGUCAAAAGGCAUUAGAGAUUAUCGAUUUAUCGUCAAAAGAUCCGCACAUUGCUCCAUUGAUGUACAUCUUGGGCGAAUGUUAUUUGAAGAGAGACAAUGUGUCUGAGGCAAUAGCGUGCUUUGAUAAAGCUAUAAAUGCUCCAACAAAUUCACUAUUUUGCGAUCAAGAAUCUUUCGUACGUGUUUGCGCUACCUGUGGCGGCUUAUAUGUUAAACGACGAGAAUGGGAAAAGGCGCUGAACUGUUGUCUAAAAGCGAUUCCUGUUGCUCUUGUAUUGGCACAAGCUACUACUGCGCCAGUGGCACAAGCUACUACUGCGCCAGUGGCACAAGCUACUACUGCGCCAGUGGCACAAGCUACUACUGCGCCAGUGGCACAAGCUACUACUGCGCCAGUGGCACAAGCUACUACUGCGCCAGUGGCACAAGCUACUACUGCGCCAGUGGCACAAGCUACUACUGCGCCAGUGGCACAAGCUACUACUGCGCCAGUGGCACAAGCUACUACUGCGCCAGUGGCACAAGCUACUACUGCGCCAGUGGCACAAGCUACUACUGCGCCAGUGGCACAAGCUACUACUGCGCCAGUGGCACAAGCUACUACUGCGCCAGUGGCACAAGCUACUACUGCGCCAGUGGCACAAGCUACUACUGCGCCAGUGGCACAAGCUACUACUGCGCCAGUGGCACAAGCUACUACUGCGCCAGUGGCACAAGCUACUACUGCGCCAGUGGCACAAGCUACUACUGCGCCAGUGGCACAAGCUACUACUGCGCCAGUGGCACAAGCUACUACUGCGCCAGUGGCACAAGCUACUACUGCGCCAGUGGCACAAGCUACUACUGCGCCAGUGGCACAAGCUACUACUGCCCCAGUGGCACAAGCUACUACUGCACCAGUGGCACAAGCUACUACGGCACCAGUGGCACAAGCUACUACUGCACCAGUGGCAGAAAGUACUACUGCAUCACUAGAUUCUUCAGAGACACAAACGAUUGUACUGGCAAAACUUGAAAGAAUGACAACACCAGUAUCGGACGCGAUGAUGACAUCAAUAACAUCGACAAUUUCAAUAAUUACUUCUGCUAAUUUCGAAGAUACCUCGACUCAUAUAGUGACACCAUCACCACCAAGGCCUGGUGAUGGUUUAUGCUCAGCAGCCACAUGGGCGCGAAUAGGUGUAGUUGUAGCUGGUCUUGCUGGAUAUGGUGGAAAUCUUGAUCAAUUAAAGCAUCCUUCUGCGGUUUUUGUCGAUGAAAAUCAAACGAUUUACGUCUCGGAUAAUGUUAAUAAUCGCAUUAUAAAAUGGCAUAUUGGUGAUAGAUAUGGAGAAAUUGUAGCGGGUGGAAAUGGCCUAGGCGCUAAUCAAAAUCAACUAUCGGGUCCACGUGGCUUUGUUGUCGAUGAAAAUGAAACGUUGUUUGUUGCAGAUGCCGAAAAUCACCGUGUUCAACGUUGGUUUCGUGAUGCUUCGACUGGUGAUACGAUUACCAGUGGUAUAUAUGCUCAUGGUUUGGUGCAAGAGGACGAUGGCUCCUUCUAUAUGUCGGCUCGAGCACGUGGUGAAGUAGUAAAACUAUUGCCAAACGAAACUGUUGGACAAACGAUUUUGUCUCUACUGAAUCAUCCAUAUCUAAUGUUUCUUGAUCGAUAUCAAUCACUCUAUGUGACUGAUCGAGAUAAUCAUCGAGUGGUAAAAUUAGAGAACGGAGCAGCACCAUUCUCCGUUGUUGCUGGUGGUGCGAACGCUGGCGUUGGUCUCCAUCAACUAAAUGGGCCGGAAGGUGUAUUUGUCGAUAAAUUUGAAACAGUUUAUAUAGCUGAUAGUUAUAAUCAUCGAAUUCUACGUUGGCCGAAAGGGAAAACAUCAGGUGACGUCAUUGUCGGUGGUAAUGGCGCAGGUGUGCAGUUUGAUCAAAUGCAUCUACCAACUGAUGUUACGUUUGACGUUGAAGGCAAUCUUUAUGUAUCCGAUCAUAAUAACCAUCGUGUUCUUCGAUUUGCCAUUAAUAAAACUUUAUGUUGA